Orbicella faveolata is the source of this 312-nucleotide messenger RNA. RefSeq names its product histone H4. NCBI's taxonomy places the organism in Eukaryota, Metazoa, Cnidaria, Anthozoa, Scleractinia, Merulinidae. The record is from RefSeq and is a predicted model, not a curated record.
AUGUCUGGACGCGGUAAAGGAGGCAAAGGUCUAGGAAAGGGCGGCGCUAAGCGUCAUCGUAAAAUUUUAAGAGACAACAUCCAGGGCAUAACCAAGCCUGCUAUCCGUCGUCUAGCUCGCCGCGGUGGUGUGAAGCGUAUCUCUGGUCUGAUCUACGAAGAGACUCGCGGAGUCCUGAAAGUCUUCCUUGAGAACGUCAUACGUGAUGCUGUGACCUACACCGAGCACGCCAAACGAAAGACAGUGACAGCCAUGGACGUGGUCUACGCUCUCAAACGCCAAGGACGUACUCUCUACGGAUUUGGUGGUUAG